Melitaea cinxia (Glanville fritillary) is the source of this 1703-nucleotide messenger RNA. RefSeq names its product FK506-binding protein 2 (gene Fkbp14). Bases 65 to 712 code for a protein of 215 amino acids. The record is from RefSeq and is a predicted model, not a curated record. The transcript is spliced from 4 exons. Lineage: Eukaryota; Metazoa; Arthropoda; Insecta; Lepidoptera; Nymphalidae. Gene Ontology annotation, molecular function: calcium ion binding; peptidyl-prolyl cis-trans isomerase activity.
UUUCCCAGCGGUCGUGUAUAGCGUACGUUUUUCCGUUCAUCCCAUAACUUUUCGUAACUUCGCCAUGACAUUACGCUGUGUACUCGUGGUGCUGGCGCUGGCUGGAGCCACGUUCGCAGGCCCCGAGGUCACCGAACUUAAGGUCGACGUGGUCAGCGUGCCCGAGGGUUGCUCCGUCAAGUCCAAGCACGGGGACAUGCUCACGAUGCACUACACCGGCACUCUCGACGACGGUCACAAGUUCGACUCGAGCUACGACCGCGACCAGCCGUUUACUUUCCAAAUCGGAGUGGGCCAAGUGAUCAAGGGCUGGGACCAAGGACUUCUGGACAUGUGCGUCGGUGAAAAACGUAAGCUUACGAUCCCAUCCUCCCUCGGCUACGGCGAGCGCGGGGCCGGUAACGUGAUCCCACCCCACGCGACCCUCCACUUCGACGUGGAGCUCAUCAACAUCGGCGACUCGCCCCCGACCACCAACGUCUUCAAAGAAAUCGACGCCGACAAGGACAACAUGCUGUCCAGAGAGGAAGUGAGUGAUUACCUAAAGAAGCAGAUGGUGCCCGCCGACGGCGCCGAGAUGAGCGAAGACGUCAAACAAAUGCUAGAAAGUCACGACAAACUCGUCGAGGAGAUCUUCCAACAUGAGGACAAGGACAAGAACGGCUUCAUCAGUCACGAAGAGUUCUCCGGUCCUAAGCACGACGAACUUUAAAUUUAUUGUAGUUAAUAAAAACUGCUCCUAAGCACAACAAAUUUAAUAUAUGAUUAUAUUAUUAUUAAGAGACGUACCCAGCAACUAUUCGGGGGAAUUCAAUUAAAUAUUAAUUACAUAAUAAUAGGAUUGAAUUAAAGAUUUACAUCAAUAUCCAUUUUAACAACGAGUGUAAAGUAUUUAACAAAAGUUUUUAAAGUAAGUAUCGGGCCAUCGAGGCCAGCUUCAGACCUGCACAGCCUGGGUACGUUCGUGUACUCCCUAACUCAUUGCAAAACAUCAGAUAAGACUUGAGAGUGUGAUCCUAGUGUUCUCGUACUCAUUCUGUAAUAGUUCUGUAUUACUUACAUUGACCACUUCUUUUUAUCUUGGUGCGCAAGGGUUAGUUUUCUGUUGAGUUUUAUGUACUUAGUCUAUUUAAGUUGUUGGCGAGUCGAGGAGUUUGUUGUAGCGUUAAGAAAUUUGCAACAAUAUUGUAAUAAUUUUUUUAUAUAAAUAUAAAUAUUUGGGCGAAUGUAUAUUUUAUGUAUAAACUUUAUUUGGAUAAAAUAUUAAUAUAUUUUGUAUUCGUUAUUUUUAAUGUCCUAUUUUUAUUGCUGGUUUAUUUAAAAAAAAAUGUGGGUAGUUUGAUAUUUUCCUUUUGUACAAGCAUCGCACGUCACACCCAUGUUCUCGAAUUUUUAUAGAGACUGUCGCUGUGAAUCAGGAAUAAAGACGAUGGAUAGCAUUUUAAUUUAUAAAAUUAAAUGUCACAAAAAUAUUAUUAUUAUGUAAAACGAUAAAAAUUGUAAUAAACAGACCAUUCUUAAUUAAAAAUAAGUCAGUUCUUUUAUUUCGUGUUGUAUAAGUUUUAAGAGUUUUUGUUGUGCGUUUACGAAACGUUAUACUAAGAGGUUGCUAGAAGACGCAGAAUCAAAGCGUGAUAAUUUAAUGAAAGGGAAAUCAAGGUUGUUUCUAAAAUGUUUAAAUAAAAUAUACUUACUAGGUCUAA